AUGCGAUUAUUUCUACUACUACUUUUUUACAAUGCAGGAUCGCUGGCCGACGUUCGACAGCCGAAAAGGGACAGCAAUUCGCUCCAUCGGCACAGAGAUCGUCUACCGCAGAAUAAAACAAUUAAGAAUCUGGCGCCGUUUAACGACAUGGGGUCGCCUUCAAACACAGGAAUUCCUCCGGGUAAGUUUUUUUAAACCGUCAAAAAUUUAUGACGCUUUACAGAAAAAAACUAACAAGGGAAGUGCUCAAAGUUUGACGAAACCUGGCACAAAAUUUCGGAUAAUUUUUUCUUACAAUAAGACCUACGCCAGACUCCUAGCGCGCGUUUUGCAAAAACGACCGAGAUGUUUAGAUUUAAACCGGCAAAAAUUUGACACUUUUUAGUAAAUUUUGGUGUGAAACGUUUCAUGUUUAUUUCUACCGUCGAAGGUCAUUUUUUCGCAAAAAAAAAUUUUUUCCGCACAGGAGCGGCCAAGAUGUGGUUAAAGCAUGUUUUUCUCUCUGGCCGCUCUCGGCCGUUUGCGUUUUCUCUCGGCAGAAAAGUUGUUCCGAAAGCGCCAGCUAAAAAUUUUAGGAAGCCCAAAGGGGAAUGAAUGUUUUUGCAUUUUUGAAGCAUUUUGAAUUAUUCUUCAAGGCGGGUAUAGUUGAGAAUAAACGGAAGCCUAAUUUAGACAGCGUUUGCUCUGCCGAUACUGCCUGCGCAGGUUAUCCUCUCGCCUACUGCGACGGAGUGUGCAAAUGUCGGGAGGGUGCGUUAAAUGCAGGAAGUGCGUGUAUUCCGAAUCAGGACGAGCCAACUGGAGCGAGUUGUCCGGCCGAUCAAACCUACGUCAAUGAAGUUGGAACUUGCCUAGCGGGUAGUUGAAGAUCGAUCAGCUCAGUUAAAAUAUUUUAGAAGCAACUCCUGGAAGUCCUUGUCAAUACUCUCAACAAUGUGGAGCAGCUGAGCCUGGUGCAUUUUGUCAGAAUCUGCAAUGCCGCUGUAUUUAUGGGAUGAGUAAUGCCGAAGGCGGUUCGUCUUGCACAUUUUUGAACAAAAAUUGCACUCGAAAGAACCAGAUUUGGGUCAGCGAAUUAGGCGAAUGCAAAGAAGGUAAAUUUUAAAAAUAUGCUAUUUAGCUUGAAUCUUAGUGAUCUUGCCCGGAGCUGGGCCGUGCACCCAUUCAAUGCAAUGCACAGUCGUGGUACCGGGUGCCCGAUGCUCCAUGGGAAAAUGUGUUUGCCCGGCGGAUCUUCCCGUCGCUGUGGAUGGAACGUGCGGUUCCAAUUGCACUGCUGAUCAAAUUUUUUCAUCAAUUACCGGAAGCUGUCUUCCAAGUAAGGAAUAGCAGUUUUCACUUUUGCAUGAAACUAUUUUUCCCGUAAAUUUGGCUUAAGUUCAAGCUUAAACUGUUAUAGCAGUACAGCCCGGGGACUCGUGUCUUUAUUCUAUCCAGUGUCACGCAGUUGAACCAGGCAUGCUCUGCGAUAAGGGCAAAUGUAGGUGUCCUCAUGAUCAAGUAUACUCCGGACAACGGUGUAUGAGCCGAUGCCCUCGUGGCUUCAUGCGGAAUCCAGCUGGGAUUUGCCAGCCAGGUUGUAGAUCUAACCAAAUUGAAAACGCCGGUGUUUGCAUCGACGUGGUUGCUCCAGGUCAAAAUUGUUUAGUGAACAGACAGUGUACUGGGGGAUCACAAUGUCUCAAUUCGGCAUGUACUUGCCCUCCACACAUGAAACCUUUGAAUGGAAUUUGCACCUUGCGUAAGUCUUUAUUGAUUAUGCUCAGGUACUCUUCAAGCAUCCAUAAUUUUAUGCGCGUUUUCAGUACGAUCGGCUCCACUACAAAAUUGUACAAUAGAUGAACAGUGUAGUGGUGGUUCGCACUGCGUCAAUUCUAUUUGCACGUGCCCACCGGGAACAUCUGUAAUGAAUGGACAAUGCGUUACACCGAUAACAGGUUAGUUGAAAACAAACAGACCCAACAUUUUUCUAGUUCCGCCAGGAUCGGCGUGUAACCGUGCCGUCCGAUGUAGCGGUGGUUCUGUUUGCUUGGAUAAUACUUGUACAUGCACACUACCCCUGCUGGCUAUCAAUGGAUCUUGCCAGUACCCCCCGCCAGGUAUCCAUUUACAAAUUUUAAGUUUUAAAAAUGUUCAAUACGUAACGUGAGAGAUUUUUUUAUCUUUAGUCCAUCCUGGCGGUUCCUGCCCUUCCGGUCGCGAACGAUGCAUUGGCGGAUCAAUCUGCCAACAGGGAACUUGUGAAUGCCCGUUGGGGACGGUAGUCGAAGGCACAGAAUGCAAGGUAGUUGAAAGAGCACGGCCGGGUCAGCCAUGUUCUGCUGCGCGGCUUUGUCAAGGGCAUUCGUACUGCGUCCGUGGGGUUUGCACUUGCAUAUCAGACUUUAUCCAAGUUGGACAAGAGUGCGUCAGACCCAACACUGUCUUAGCAGGAAAUUCGUGCGCAAAUGGAGAGGCAUGCGGUCCGAAUGCGUAUUGCAACGCGAAUAAAGUAAGCAUUUUCAAAACGUUACAGUGCAAUGUAUAAAUUUCCACUUAGAUUUGUGAUUGCAUUAGUCCGACUAUCAACGUUAACGGAAUUUGCCGCAAUGCAAUGACUGCGCUACCCGGAGAUCCGUGUGAAAACGGAGAGGUUUGUACAGGUGGUUCAAACUGCCAAAGUGGAAGAUGUGUUUGCCCGCCUGGUAUGGCCAAUCAAGGCGGUAUAUGCAAGGACUUGACUGGUACUUUACAACCAACGAUUUUUAAAAAUUUUUAAUCCAUUAAGGCACUCUUGGCCCAUGUGUAGAUUCGUCGCAAUGCGUCGGGGGCUCAUUUUGCGACCAGUCUCGAAAUGUUUGUGUUUGUGCUAUUGGACAGAUGCCUGUUGGAGGUGUUUGUAUCGAACUGUUUGCCCGGCGCUACAAACGCGGAAUAAAUCAGUGCUUACAUGACAGAGAUUGUCAUGGUCUUUGUUCUGGAUUACGAUGCCGUUGUGAACGACAAUCAGGUGCAAUUUAUGGGAUUUGCGGCCGCAAGACAAAUUCAAUCUCAAGCACCCAUUCACUGACAAGUUCUCCUCGAGGUAACCUAUCUAAAAUUUUUGUUAUUCGAACGUUGGCUUUGUUUACUUUGUUUCAAGAUACUGCUGUUUUUGUUGGUGAAGGGUUUCUCGCACUUUUCAAUUUAUAGUCGCACUGGUAGGUGUUGGACCAGGCUCCCGAUGUGGAAUGCCUGGUUUAACCUGUGUGAACGGGUCGUCAUGCAUUCAGGAUGUAUGUCUUUGUCCUCACGGCGCAAUUGCUUUAAGUGGAGCAUGCAUGCAACGCAGGAAUGGUACGCCUGUUUAACUUUUUCCUCACAUAACUUUUUUAGCCGCCGCCGGAGAAAGUUGUGCAAACGGAGAGGAAUGUAGCGACGGAACGUUUUGCGAUGCACACAGUUGGCAUUGUAAAUGUGUAAAUCCUGAGAUGAUUGGCAUAGGAAAACAAUGUGUUCCUCGAUUACGAUCACCCCCCGGCUUCCCAUGUGACAACGGCGAAAUUUGCACAGCCGGUUCGACUUGCGAAUUGUCCACAGGAAAAUGUGUUUGCCCCCUGGAGUUGAUAUUGCGAGACAAGCGUUGCGUAGAAAGGCCGCAUGUCGGUCCCGGCGCCAGGUGCGACCGUGGGGAAAUUUGUAGCCGUGGAUCAGUUUGCAAUCCUACAACAUCCGUGUGUGUAUGUCCUACAACUCAUGUUCACAUAUAUGAGGUGGGUGAUCAAAGUUUCUUAUUUGCAAAAUAGAGAAAUGCUUUAAAUCGUAAGAAAUGAGUUCAUGAAAAAACUUUAGGAGUGCCGCCAAAUAGUUUAUGUACAAUAUGGCGAAUGGUGUGGUGGCGAAGAACGAAAAUGUGUCGGUGGUUCUGCCUGCGUAAAUGGCCAAUGUGGCUGCCCAUUAGGUACAAAAUACAAGCAUGGCGUCUGUAUGACCAUUCCGAAGCGGUUGCCGGGUGAAUUUUGUGAAAUUGGCGAUGAAUGCUUAAGUGGAAGUCUUUGUCAGAGAGGUCGAUGUUAUUGCCCUGAAGGACAGUUAUUACGCACAAGAAGAUGUGUCACACCUCUGGUCGGUAAGCUUCAUAAACCUAUGUAGACGUUCUUUUAGUUCCCCUUGGGGAGACAUGCGAACUGGGCGAUGCCUGCCUAGGUGGUUCAGAGUGUACGAACGGAAUUUGUGUAUGCCCUGCUAACUUAGCAACAGUGAACGGAGUGUGCACUGCAAUCCAAACAGGUUAUUCCUCCAGCUGUCUUUGUGUUCGUGUUGUUUUUCUUGACUUUGGUUUUCUGUUCGCCUGUAGUUUACCAUUUUAAUAAUUGGCCUGACCUACAAAAGUGUUUUCAGCACCCGUAUUUUCUCGCUGCGACGCCUCGCACCUAUGCGAAGAAGGAACAACCUGCAUUAGGAAUAGAUGCGAAUGUAAAGAAGGAUGGGAAUAUCGACAGGGAGAAUGUAAACCAAGGUUGUUUGCUAGACAUGGCGAACACUGCGCAACAAAUCAGGCAUGUCCAGUUAAUGAGCACUGUAGUCCGAAAAAGAUAUGUGAAUGCAAAGUAGACUACGUGUUCUCCAAUGGACGGUGCAUCAAAAGACCUAAAAAAGGUUAGUGAGCAUGGGAAACUAAAAACUCUUUUCGGAUUUCAAAAAAAAGAUAUAUGGAGAAAUCGGAAUUGUCUAAAGUAAUUUUGUGGGUGUGCAAUAUGCAAACUUGUGAAAAAAAUUUGAAGAAUAAGGACACAGGGUGCAAUUUUUAUUCUAUUCUUUGCUUUGAAUUUUAAGUCCGAAUUCAAUUUACUUGGGAAGGCCGAAUGAAAUUAAUAAGGCUUAGGACAUUCCGAUUUGUCCAUUUUCUGAUUUUGUACUACAGUCUCUUUAGUUUUUCCUGGAGAGGCUUGUGAAGGUGAAGAUUUCUGCCUUAGUGCCUCAAGAUGCGUUCAUGGCAGGUGUCAGUGUCCGCCAAGUCGUCCAGUUCAAUCGGGUCACGUUUGCACCCCGGAAUCUGACAGUAAGUUGCUGUUUGCUAAAUUUUAAUUCCACAAAGUUACGAACCAAUUUUUUUGUUUAUAAUUUGUAGCAGAAAGUAAAUUAUUUCUGGUUCGUAAACCGCGACGUCAUGCGGUGGAUGAUAAAAACAUAAAUUUUUUGUCCAUGUUUCUGAGCCCCGAUGAUGAGCCGCGUCAAAGUGUUCAACUUGGUGAACUGUGUGAUCGUACCUUGUCUGACUGUCAGGUUGAUAACGCUGUGUGUUCCGAUUCCGUCUGUCAGUGUUUACCGGAUUUUGUUCAAGCAGGUCCUUUGUGCGUCGGUCGUAAUAAAAGUGAGUUGACGGGUGAAAACUGACCUUGUAGUUUCUAAUCUUGUUGUUAACCCGGAACAAACAUGUGGAAUGGGCGAUUUCUGCGACGGAGGCGCCGUUUGCAUCCACAAGAUCUGUCAGUGCCCUCAGGGAACAUUUGCUUUCGGGCGGCUCUGCGUGUCAAACGAACAAUUUUCGCCAAAACCCAAUCCCACCGCUCCUGAAGUAAACAAUGGACCUUACCACAAAACCGUGAUAAAAAGUAAGUUUUCCAUUGAUAAUAAAGAUCCCUUGCCGCAGGACAAGUAUUAUACAGGGUGUUUCAAGAAAUCUGGAACAAAUGACUUGCUUAUAUCUCUGUGUUCUUUGCAGCUAUCAAAGAAUUUCUUUUUGCUUCUAAAAAUUGACAGCGUGCGUUUUUAGAAUCUCAAAAAAAAUUUUUUCGUCGGCGGAGGGCCCAUUUCUCGGCGGAGAAAAUUAGGGCCUUUUUUAAAAAUCACAGCGUAUUACGUGGCGGAAACGCCGUUGCACCGGCUGAAAUCAAGUUUACGUAAUACCUCCAUCGAUUUUACGGUAUGCUUUUUUUGCGUUUUCGAUUUUACGCACUUCCGCGGAUGCGCGGCGGAGACCUCAGAUUUCGGCGGACUUUGUUUUGGUCCUUUGGCUUUUGCAAUUCAUGUUGGAAAAGAGGUUGGGGUGAUUUUUUGUUGUCAUCCGAUGCACAUAUGGCAAAAAUUUCGUGCUUUUUAUCCCCGGCGGAGGAGUCGGCGGAGGCUUUAUCAAGGGUAAAAACAAAACUCCGCCGAUUUCUCCGCCGGACCCAAAAAAAUCAAAAAUCUUUGAAAGACAAUGCUGCUCUGAUGGAUUCUUGUAGCUGAGAUUUUUCCCGGACUCGUAAGACUGCUUUGACCCUUUGAUAAAGCCUCCGCCGAAUCCUCCGCCGGAGAAAAAAAACACGAAAUUUUUGCCAUCUGUGCAUCGGAAGACAACAAAAAAUCACCCCAACCUCUUUUCCAACAUGAAUUGCAACAUCCGAAGGCCCAAAACAACGUCCGCCGAAAUUUGAAGUUUCCGCCGCGCCUCCGCGGCGCGCGUAAAAUCGAAAACAAAAAAAUGCAUACCGUAAAAUCGACGGAGGUGUAACGUAAACUUGAUUUCAGCCGUUGCAACGGCGUUUCCGCCACGUAAUACGCUGUGAUUUUUAAAAAAGGCCCUAAUUUUCUCCGCCGAGAAAUGGGCCCUCCGCCGACGAAAAAAAUUUUUUUUUGAGAUUCUAAAAACGCACGCUGUCAAUUUUUAGAAGCAAAAAGAAAUUCUUUGAUAGCUGCAAAGAACACAGAGAUAUAAGCAAGUCAUUUGUUCCAAAUUUCUUGAAACACCCUGUAAUUAUUUCGGCAAAAUUUUUUUCUUCUCAUUUCAUUGCUUAGAGUCCCCAGGAGCCGAUUGCCGCCUAAAUCCUGCAAUUUGCACCGGCAAUUCAUAUUGCUUCAAUGGCGUCUGCGUGUGUCCAGUGGGGUACGAGAAUUACAAUGGGGAGUGUCGUGUUCCUCGGAUCUACGGUAAGUGUCCACCAAAAGAGCUAUAUUUAUUUUCAGCCGAGCCGGGCCAGAGCUGCGAACGACCAAUUGGUCAAAUAGGGGUGGUAGAAUGUAGCGGAAACUCGGUGUGCGCAAAUGGCUUUUGUGUCUGUCCCAACGGUGAGCCAAUACAACGAAGUGUAUGCGUCACUGUGAAUACAAUUGGCAAGUUGAUUAACAUAUUGUAUAUAUAAUAUAUAAAAUUAUAUUUAAGCUGGUCCAGGAGAACCUUGUGUGGACAAAAUCACCCGAUGCACAGGUUCUUCAAGCUGCAUUAAUGGCAUUUGCACAUGCCCUGCAAGACAGAGCUAUUUAAAUGGCCAGUGCGCCACGAUAACUGUAAUUGCACCAUUGCCAAGUCAACAAUGCAAUCCAAAUUCGCUUUGUCAAGGAAACAGUGUAUGCCGCCAAAAUGUAUGCCAAUGCUUGCCAGGGACCGUCUUAAACCAGCAGCAAAAUGUUUGCCAGCCCAUCGUGUUGGGUACUCCGAGUAAGGACUUACAUUGAAUAAACUUUUUAGGAUUGGGAAUUAGACAUCUCGUAAGAUUUUCUGUAUAAUUGAUUUUUAAAUAAAUUUGCUUACGCUGUCCCAUCUCAAGUAAAAUCUGAGCCUAAUAGUUUUUACACAUUACAUAUAACAGCAGCAGUUUUAAACAAUGUUAGUCCGAUUCCCUAUGUAAAGCUAAAACAGAAAAUGAAAUUCACUGUUUUUAGUGAGAGUUAAUGUUCUUCCUGGACAACAGUGUUCUUCUGGCGUUGGUUGCGGCGGAGGCGCAAUGUGCGUUUCAGGCGUAUGUAUUUGCGUAAAUGGUCAGGAAGUUUACAAUGGACGGUGCACGAACGGCCAGUUUUACCCAUCGUUAAACCCUUCAACUCGGGCUCCAGUGGUCUUUCGGGGUAUGCAGCAUUUUAUUUUUCUUAUAUAAAACUUGCAGCCAACCCAGGACAAAGUUGCUCAGCACCUGGUACUAUUUGCAUGGGAGGCUCUCGUUGCAUCCAGGGUCUUUGCGUCUGUGAUUCGGGCUUCUUUCCGCAAGGAAACCUCUGCGUUCCGCUUCCCCCAGCACCUCCACGGCCUAUUCCGCCUUUUAAUAAUCCGAGAAGAGCACCAGGGCAACUAUGUGACGUUUCCUGCGACCCAACUGGUGCGUGUUCGUGCGGUGGUGGGUCCAUCUGCAACAACGGAAUAUGCACCUGCCCGAAUGGCCACCAUGUUGUGAACAACGAAUGUGUUCCAAUCGUUGUUUCUACCCUUUCUGUAAGUCUUGAAUCUUUUACAAGCGACCGUCUUUACCUGUAAAGUUGACGCAGGUACUAUUUUUAGCCAGCAACGGCCGAGCCGCGGCGUAAGACUGCACUGCCAUCACAACGUUGCGACUAUCUGACUACAUGUUUGCACGGCUCAUCCUGCGUUCUUGGGACUUGUCAGUGUCCUCGAGGAUACAUUCCAAGUCCUGAUCUACAAAGCUGUGUUCAUGUCCUACUUCAUCCGCAGAAUAACCAGUCACCGUUUAUUUCCCGCUUAACAUUACAUGAGCAUCCAAACAGUUACGAGCAUCUAGGUGUGAGGUGUGCAACAAACAACGACUGUAAGCAGGGUGCCGCCUGCUUGAGUGGAGUAUGCGCUUGUCCGCCAAGCACUAUUGCUAACCAAUCAGAAUACUGCGUUCCAGAAAAACGGAGUGUAAACGUUAUUGAACGUAAAAAUAGCAUCGUUGCGGCGCGUGGUACACUACCUGGUAUGCCUUGCUCAGUUACAGCUACAGCUCCGUCGGUCUGCAGCAUGGGAGCAAUUUGUAAGCCCCUUAACAAUAAUUUGGCCUUCUGCGUAUGUGGAGAAAGGAGCGUAGCUAACUCUGCUGGAAAAUGUACUACUAAAUUACUGGCGGAUACAAAAAAGAGUAAGCACAGCCCGAAUAAUCCCUAUGCGGUAGAACAAAUAAUCUAACCAAAUUUUGAUUGCAGAUCUUCCCGGUGCAAAAUGUGGAAGCCGCAACAGAUGUGCUAACGGGGCAGAAUGUAAACAUGGAUAUUGCCUGUGCCCAGAUGGUACCCACAAUAGCGGCAACGGAUUGUGCGAGGCCAAUGAUCCUUCCAAAAGAAAAAUGCGGAAAGAACCAAAAUGUAAAAGUAACGCGGAUUGUACAGCUCCUUCCUUGUGUCUGGAAGGUAAGUGUCGCUGUCCACCGGAAGCGGUGGAUCCGGCAGUCACAGGAUGCGGCUAUAAAGUUAGCUCAGGUAGGCCCACCGUUUUAUUUAACUUUGCUUCUUUGCCGGCACGGGCGGUAUUUAGAGCUGAAAAAUCAAUUUUUAGUGAGGCCUGGAGCUUGGUGUAGUGAAGACCUUGGGAUCUUAUGUCCUCUAUAUUCGUACUGCUAUCACAAUGUUUGCUUAUGUCGAAAUGGAAUUAUGAAAGAUGGAGACGCAUGCUUACCAACAUCGGCGCCGAAAUCUGCCGAGCUUAUAUAG
Bursaphelenchus xylophilus (pine wood nematode) is the source of this 9357-nucleotide messenger RNA. NCBI's taxonomy places the organism in Eukaryota, Metazoa, Nematoda, Chromadorea, Rhabditida, Aphelenchoididae. The record is from the annotation of a GenBank genome assembly.